CCAGCUGCUUGUGACGCAGCGGGCAGCAGCAGAUGUGGACGCUUUGCUGGACUUAUUCCUUUAUUUUGCUGAGAAGCUGCAGCUCGCAGUCCCAUGCCACGACGCCUGGUCCGACUGAGGCGGGUUCUUGUCCGGGUUUGAACCCUCUGCGUGUGUCCCCCUGUUAAGAUGUCGUCGCCGGAGCACGACGGAACCUUCAGUCAGCUCAAUAAGUUUGAGAAACUGUCGUGGAGGCCCUCCAUCCGCGACUCAGGUUCCAAGAAGCGAGCUCGGUGGCUUCAGGCUCGACGCAUCUUCUCCCCUUCCUGCCCAAACCUGCGGAUCCCCAACAGGUUUCUGAGAGAAGGCCACUGUGUGCCUCCGGCCCGCAGUGGACACCGCUGUGUUGCAGACAGCACCAACCUGUACGUGUUUGGAGGCUACAACCCAGAUUUUGAGGAGGCAGGCGGGUCAGAGAAUGAGGACUACCCUCUUUUUAGGGAGCUUUGGCGGUUUCAUUUUGCCACAGCCACAUGGCAGCAGGUCCGCACGGAGGGCUACAUGCCAACAGAACUGGCUUCUAUGUCGGCUGUUUUACACGGCAACAACCUGCUCGUGUUUGGCGGCACUGGGAUUCCAUUUGGUGAGAACAAUGGCAAUGACGUCCAUGUUUGCAACGUUCAGUACAAACGAUGGAACCUGCUCAACUGCAGAGGGAAGAAACCCAACAAGAUCUAUGGACAGGCGAUGGUCAUCAUAAACGGCUACCUGUACGUGUUUGGCGGGACGACGGGCUACCUCUACAGCACCGACCUGCACAGGCUGGACCUGACCACCAGAGAGUGGACCCACCUCAAACCCAACAACGCUCCCUCAGAUCUGCCCGAGGAGAGGUACAGACACGAGUUGGCUCAUGACGGACAGAGAAUAUACAUUUUAGGAGGUGGGACUUCCUGGACUUCGUAUCCACUGGACAAGAUUCACGCUUAUAACUUGGAGACAAAUUACUGGGAGGAAAUAGUCACUAAAGCCCAAGAAAAAAUAGGAUUUCCUGCUGCCCGCCGAUGUCACAGCUGUGUGCAGGUCAAAGACGAGGUGUUUAUAUGUGGGGGUUAUAAUGGAGAGCUGAUCCUGUCUGACUUGUGGAAGAUCAAUCUGCAGACUUUCCAGUGGACGAAGCUCCCUGCUGUAAUGCCAGAACCAGCCUACUUCCACUGUGCUGCGGUCACUCCGGCUGGCUGCAUGUACGUCCACGGCGGUGUCGUCAACAUGUCCGGGAACCGAAGGACCGGCUCUCUGUACAAAGUGUGGCUGGUGGUGCCCAGCCUGCUGGAACUGACCUGGGAGAAACUGCUGAAAACUGUCCCUCACUUAUCCCAGCUGUCCACCCUUCAGCUGCUCAACCUGGGACUGACGCACACGUUAAUUCAACGGCUCAAAUAGAAACGAGCCAGAGACUGAAUGGAGCAGCGCUGACUCUGAGGUUGCUGAUAAGUAGGUCAAAAGAAAACCCGAUGAUGUCAGAUAGUUGUGAAAAUACUUUGAAUGCCUUUUUCUUUCUUUCUUUAGCCUGUGUGCUUUUUUUUUACUUUCUAUGUGAACGUGUCAGAUUUGCAUGCAUCCCUGAGAAGCCACGCAUCGGUGUAGGCGGCAGACUCACUGUGCCACUUCCAUGCAGAUGCUUUAUGUGCUUUGCUCGUUAUUUAAGUAGCGCAUGGCUUUUCUUUUUUUUUUUUCGUGGAGUAUGAGAGAGGAUAGUUAAACACUCCGACAACCACUUGUUGAAAGGCAAAAUGAAUGUUUGCUUCUGGUAGUAUAUCUUCCAUUUAGAGGCUGAGAUAUGCUCGUUUCACACGUUGCACGCUGUCACCGUCUUUGACACGCGAUCUGCUGCUACUGUGAUAUAACGUUACUGUAGUUUCAAACAGGGCACAUUUACCACAAUUAAUAAGUUAGAACGCAGCCAGAUUCUCAGAAAAACACAGACACACAACUGUGCUAUAUCUCAACAGUCGAAUGAGGUCAGUUAUUUAAGUUUUAGCCUCAAGAACUUUGUGAUUGCGCGCCGAUAAUGGGAUGUAAUUCUAAUUCUGCUCCUCUGAAACCCGUGCGACACGCCACCACUGUGAAUCUUCUUGUGCCUCUUCGUUUACUCUUCCUCUUUUGUGAAAAAUGAAGUUAUUUCUGGAUUUCUACACCUGUAGCUCCACAGUGAUCCUCAAGCUUUUUCCUUCUGCGUUCGGUGCCUUCUGAAUUUCCCAAAAAAUGUCAAAUGCGUUGUUUUUGUAUUUCAGCAGAUGAUGUCAUCUUAUGAUUUUAGUGUGUUCGUUACACUCCAAACUGUGUUCAUGUAGCCCCUGUAUGAUUUACCUGGUGCUCUCCACAUGAGCCUUUUCUGCUCAUGAUUAAUCAGGAGAUCCCUGCGUCAUUAACUUAAACCCACAGAGAUGUUUGUAACUAUUUAUUUUGAAUCACUGUGCUGCUUUUUUUAAAUUUUAUUACAGAUCUUUGAAUUGUACCGGAUCAUAUAUUAGUUUUUCACUGUCACUUUCAGUCCCACUUUACUCCAUUUUAACCUUUUCUACUGUAACAUAAGCUGUAUUGUGUUAUUUUUAUUUUUCAACUUUUCUUUUCCUACAGAAUGUUGCACUCUAGUGCUUUGGUACUUCGCAAGGAACUUUAUAAAACUAUUAACAAGGUAGAGUGUGAGGCGUCCUCAGGAUGUGAAAUACUGUGAUCAGUCUGAAGACGUUUAUGUAAAACCAGAUUUAAGGUACGCCAGCAGGUUACUGUGGACUGUAAAUUCUAAAUCCUGUGCCGAUGCUCCCAGCUGCUUGUAUCCAGACACACAUUUGCCUUUUUUUCCCCUCUGCUCUCCUGUGAGAUUCACAUUGAGCGUUUUUGUUUAACGAUGUUGGUACAAUAUUAAGCUAAACUCAUGUGACGGUUAUUGUACUACGAUGGCCUUUUUUCACACCCCACCUCAGUUAUUUUGGACAUGUCAAGGCCUUAUUUAUAUCUUUUUAAAAAUGGUCUGCUUCAUUGCUUGCUUGAACUUUGUGCAGCGGCGUGCAAAAGUUUGGGUCAAAAUUUCUGUUACUGUGACUCGUUAGACAAGUAAAAGAUGACCGGAUUUCCAAGACAUGAAGUUAAAGAUGAUUCAUUUCUUAAUUUUUUUUAAGGAACAGUACUUUUUUUUUCCAUCUAUCACAGUUUUAAAGUUAAGAAAGAGAGCCUGAAGCAAAAGUUUGGGCUCCCUACAUAGUCUGUAAUUAGUAAGACCCCUUUUGGCAAGUUUCACAGCGUGGAAACGGUUUUUAUAGCCAGUUAAGAGUGUCUCUUGUUCUCGUUUGGGGGGAUUUCUGUGAGAUUCUUGGGCAUGCACUGCUGUUUAAGGUCUAUCCACAGAUCUUUGAUAUUAUUUAGGAUCAGUGACUGGAAGGGACACGGCACAACCUUCAGCUAAUGAGUCCAUUAAGAGGUCCAUUUUUAAAAAAAAACAAACAUUCUUUUCUUUUAUGAUUUAUUGAGAUUGACAUGCAGAAAAUAACCAUGAACUGGAAUCCAACCCUGCAGCAGAGUCUAUUCUCUGUGCAGGGAGGCAUGCUCAACCAGUGAGGUCUGCUUAGAUCAUUUUCCUGCCAUUUUCUACACAGGAAUGUUUUACAUUUUUAGUUUCUGUUUGCUGUGAUUCUUCCCUCUACCAGUGAACUGUUCCUUGUGCCACUGGCUGCUACACAAACACAAAGCAUGAACAAUUCACUCAGUUGAAUAGGUGAUGAUUUUCAUGAAAUUUGGCACCCUUUUUUAUCCAAACAUACCUCUGCUCAGCGCAGCUAGAAUGAUCUAUUUUAACUUCAUCCGUCCACAGGGCACGUGUCCAAAAUGCAUUAGGCUUGUUUAGUUGUCCAAAUGACUGACAGUGACUUUUGUUCUGAAGAUGCAUGAAAAGUUUGAUGAAUCUUCCAUGAAGGUCCUAUUUGCUGCUCAGUAGAACAGAACACCAACCCUCUAGAGUCUGCUGAAUCUUUCUGAAGGACUUCUGAGUCAAACAGUGGUUUUUAUUAUUUUUUGUUCUAUCAGAUCCUACGAGCGGUUCUCUUCGCAGGUUUACUUUUUAUUCCAAACCUCCACCAUUAAUUACAUUAUAAACUGAGGAAACAACAACCUGAAAAUGCUUUUUGAUCCUGUAAACUUCUCCUGCUUUGUGGGUAUCUGUUAUUUUCAGUGUCAGAGGUCUAAGCAGCUACAUGGUUUCUGAUUGUUGGAACAAGGUUUGAAGAGUCUUUGACAUUUGCAUCACCUGUUGUAGAGGAUAUAUUUUUUUUAACAAGGAGGCUAGAUGUGGUUCAACACCACGAACCAAAACACACAAGGGGGCAUGGCAGACUAACAGCGGGGAUGCAUUUUGGUCAUGCCCUCGUUUAAUCGGCUAAUUAAUGUCUUUAGACCUUCAUAAAAGUUAUCAAAGAGCUCAAAUUUCUUGCACUUUUGCAUGGCGUAUUUUUCCUUAUUUUCAUUCAAAAAUGUCCAAACAAAAACUUAAAACCAAUCGUGUUUAAGAUGUUUCAUCGUAGUCUUUGUCUGUUGGAGAUCAGUUAAUCAUCGACUCACUCAACUAUCGACAGUGACAGAAACUUUUGCAUGCCCGUUUCAAUGUACCUGCGUGCUUCAGAUUGGCAUGUUUCUAUUUGCAUCAUUUCUGAUGUCAGAGUAAAAUGAUCCUGUGCAUGUCAGUAUGGUGUGCAUGUCACUUUACAGAGACUCUGAGAAAAGCUGAAUUCUCCUCAAAGGUAAAUAUGGCUGCAAUGUACAUUGUUUUGUAAUCUUUGUCUGUACAAACAAUAAAAACACCGGCAGCUGGUUUUUCAAAAAAACUGUA
Messenger RNA from Acanthochromis polyacanthus (spiny chromis), 4861 nucleotides. Its product is annotated as kelch domain-containing protein 10-like. Gene Ontology annotation, biological process: positive regulation of stress-activated MAPK cascade. Gene Ontology annotation, molecular function: protein binding. The transcript is spliced from 10 exons. Lineage: Eukaryota; Metazoa; Chordata; Actinopteri; Pomacentridae. The coding region runs from base 169 to 1422 and encodes 417 amino acids. The record is from RefSeq and is a predicted model, not a curated record.